GUAAUGUAGUGACGUAUUGUGUGUGCUGUUCUGCGCAUGUUUACUGUGUGUGAUAGUACUGUGAAACGCUGCUGUUCCCCUAGGGAUCUCAAAUGGCAGACGCCUGAUUCAGGGUGUGUGACGGUGAAGGGUCAGGUGUUUCCUGGUGUCGAGGGGAGAUCUCAGAUUGGUGCCAUUAACAGCCAACGGUUUUGUUGGACCCACUGACUGUAACUUCCCUUCUGUGAUUUGUGAUGAUGUGAUAAUAGAAAGAUGGGCUCUUUGCUGUCUAUGUGCGGUUUAAACAAGAAAAAAAUAACUGAAGAGGAGAGGCAAUUGAGAGCUAAUGACAGGGAGUUUAAUCUCUCAUUUAAAUAUGCUAACAAUGCCAUCAAGACGUCCAAAUACAACAUCUUUACGUUUCUCCCUCUUAACCUAUUUGAGCAGUUUCAGAGGCUGGCAAAUGCAUACUUUGUCUUUCUCCUGAUGUUACAGUUGAUCCCACAGAUCUCAUCUCUGUCCUGGUUCACUACUGUAGUUCCUCUGCUGCUGGUGCUCUCUAUAACUUUAGCUAAAGACCUCUCAGAUGACAUUACUCGACACAAGAAUGAUAAACAAGUCAACAAUCGAGAAGUGGAAGUGCUCAUUAAUGGACAGCUGAAGAAAGAGAAAUGGAUGAAUGUUCAAGUAGGUGACAUCAUCAAGCUGGAAAACAAUGAGUUUGUUACAGCUGAUCUGCUGCUGCUGUCUAGUAGUGAACCUCUGAAUCUUGUCUACAUUGAGACGGCUGAGCUGGAUGGGGAAACUAACCUGAAGGUGAAACAGGCUCUGACAAUUACAGGAGACCUGGGCAAUGACAUCCAGAGACUAGCAGCUUUCAAUGGUGAGGUGCAUUGUGAGCCUCCAAACAAUCGUCUGGAUAAAUUUACAGGAACUCUGACGGUCGCUGGAGAUACGCUUGCUUUAGAUAAUGAGAGGAUUCUGCUCAGAGGAUGUACCCUCAGAAACACAAACUGGUGCUUUGGGCUGGUAGUGUUUGGAGGUCCGGACACAAAGCUGAUGCAAAACUCUGGCAAGUCCGUUUUCAAGAGAACCAGCAUUGAUCGUCUCAUGAAUGUUCUGGUGAUGUGUAUCUUCGGUUUUCUGGCCUUCAUGUGUGCCAUCUUGUCCAUUGGUAACGGGAUUUGGGAAUACCAGGAAGGGAAUUCUUUCAUUGCCUUUCUUCCUCGGGCUGAUGGAGCGAAUGCGUCCCUCUCUGCUUUUUUGACUUUCUGGUCUUAUGUUAUCAUCCUCAACACUGUAGUGCCAAUUUCUCUCUAUGUCAGCGUGGAAAUCCUUCGUUUGGGAAACAGCUAUUUCAUUGACUGGGAUCGAAAAAUGUACCACGUAAAGAGUGACACACCAGCCCAGGCCAGGACGACCACUCUCAAUGAAGAGUUGGGCCAGAUCAAAUAUAUCUUCUCUGAUAAGACAGGAACAUUGACCCAGAACAUCAUGACCUUUAACAGGUGCUCCAUCAAUGGGAAGUCAUACGGUGAGGUUGUGGACUUUGCCGGGCAGAGGGUUGAGAUCACUGAGAAGACAGAAAAAGUAGACUUUUCCUGGAACCCGCUGGCAGAUCCGAAGUUUUGUUUCCAUGACCAUCAGCUGGUGGAAGCAGUGAAGUUGGGCUCUCCAGAGGUGCGGGCCUUUUUUCGUCUGCUGGCCCUCUGUCAUACUGUCAUGCCUGAGGAAAAAACAGAAGGGGAGCUAUUUUAUCAGGCUCAGUCUCCAGACGAGGGCGCUCUGGUCACCGCAGCCAGGAAUUUUGGCUUUGUAUUUCGCUCCCGUACACCAGAGACAAUCUCAGUUGUUGAAAUGGGAGUCCCAACCACCUAUAAGCUACUGGCAGUGCUGGACUUCAAUAAUGUCCGCAAGAGAAUGUCUGUUAUCGUUCGUAAUCCAGAAGGCAGACUAACUCUGUAUUGUAAGGGAGCCGACACGAUCAUCUUCGAGAGGCUGCAUCCAUCCUGCUCUAAAAUCACAGAGGUCACCACAGAACAUCUUAAUGAAUAUGCUGGAGAAGGUUUGAGAACAUUAGCUCUGGCUUAUAAAGACCUGGAUGAAGACAUGUUUGCUGAAUGGAAACAGCGACACCAUGUGGCCAGCACUGCAAUGGAGGAUCGUGAGGAAAAACUGGACGCCAUUUAUGAAGAGAUUGAGAAGGAUCUGCUGCUCCUUGGUGCUUCUGCAGUUGAAGAUAAACUUCAAGAUGGAGUGCCUCAGACCAUUGAGCAACUCGCCAAAGCUGACAUCAAAAUCUGGGUUUUGACGGGUGACAAACAGGAGACGGCUGAGAACAUUGGUUAUUCAUGUAAUAUGCUCAGAGAAGAGAUGACGGAGAUCUUCAUAGUGGCUUCCAACACAGCAGAGGAAGUGCGUCAGGAGCUUGUGAAUGCCAGGAAAAAGAUGUCUCCGGGAUCAGAAGAUGAGCCACCCAUUGUGAAGAGCAGAUUUCUUGGAAAGAAAUCUCAGGAGGUGGAGGAUGAGAAGGUCAAUGGCGAGUACGGACUUGUAAUAAAUGGUCACAGUCUGGCACAUGCUCUGCAUAAGGAUAUGCGAUUGGAGCUCUUGAGGACUGCGUGCAUGUGCCAGACAGUUAUCUGUUGUAGGGUCACACCUCUCCAAAAAGCUCAAGUUGUGGAACUAGUCAAAAAGCACAAGAAAGCAGUGACUUUGGCUAUCGGUGAUGGCGCCAAUGACGUCAGUAUGAUCAAAACUGCACAUAUCGGUGUUGGCAUUAGUGGUCAGGAGGGCAUGCAGGCAGUUCUCUCCAGUGAUUUCUCCUUCGCUCAGUUUCGUUAUCUCCAGCGACUCCUGCUGGUCCAUGGCCGAUGGUCCUACCUGCGCAUGUGUAAGUUCCUGCGCUACUUCUUCUACAAGAACUUCACCUUCACCUUUGUGCACUUCUGGUACGCCUUCUUCUGCGGCUUCUCGGCACAGACCGUGUAUGAUGAGUGGUUCAUUACGCUCUACAACCUGGUGUAUACAGCUUUACCUGUUCUUGCCCUCAGUCUAUUUGAUCAAGAUGUGAAUGAUCGCUGGAGUUUCCAGUAUCCCCAGUUGUACUCUCCGGGUCAGCUGAACCAAUAUUUUAGUAAAAUGGCCUUCGUGCGGAUCCUGAUGCACAGCUGCUACAGUUCGCUCAUCCUUUUCUUCAUCCCCUGGGCAGCCAUACAAGACCAGGUCAGAGACGAUGGCAAAGAGAUCGCGGAUUAUCAGUCCUUCGCCCUAUUGGCACAAACAUGCCUGCUUGCAGCAGUCAGUGUGCAGCUGGGUUUAGACACUUCCUAUUGGACAGCGGUGAAUCAGUUUUUCCUGUGGGGGAGUCUGUCGAUGUAUUUCGCCGUUACCUUCACCAUGUACAGCAACGGCAUGUACCUCAUCUUUACCUCCUCUUUCCCUUUUAUUGGUACGGCGAGAAAUUCCCUCAACCAGCCGAACGCGUGGCUGACCAUCUUAUUGACCACUAUAUUGUGCUCGCUGCCUGUUGUGGCACAGCGAUUCCUCUAUAUCCAACUUAAACCGACUAUCAAUGACAAGGUGCGACAUAAGGUAAGGCAGUCCAAAGCCAUGCCUCUGCCUCCCCCUCGCCGGUUCCCACGCCGACGGGUCAGCACGCGUCGAUCCGGUUACGCCUUCUCUCAUGCUCAUGGUUAUGGUGAUCUUGUCACAUCUGGACGAUUCCUGCGUUUACCGAUCAAGACCAGGUCGACUAUUUUCCCUGGUUCUAACAGCCCUGUGGCUGACAGCACACCCCAGACAUAUCGAACCAUCUUUGAGGACAGACAGAGCUCCUAAAGGUGACGUUCGGAGGAGCUGAUGUACAUCAAUCCUAAGUUCACAUUCGACAAGCAUGUGCUUGUUUAUCAUACUUCAAAAUGCCAGAAUACACUGGACAGAUUAUUUACAGGGUACUUCAAGUAAUAUUUAAAUAUGUUCUCCAGCUUCUUGUGUGAAGCUAUGAACAUUUGAAUCAGUAAAAGUUUACAAAUUAAGUUGAACCAAUAAAAUGUAUAAGGCUUUUUCUGAACGAUACACAAACUCAUAGCCAGUGCUUUAAGUGGCCCAAAAGAGGUGCCGGUACGCUAUUUUUUUUUUUUUUUUUUUUGCUGUCUCGACCCCUAUAUUGAAUGGGUUUUAUAUUCAGCAGUCAACAGACGACCUUGUAAAAAAUAAUAAAUCCUUUUAUAAAUUUGUGGAUUUGCUUGCGCUAGAAAUAGCUACUGAACAUAAAUAAAAUGUGCAAAAGGAUUUUGACACUGACUGACGGACGCAUGCGCUUUUAACUUGUAAACGCAAGGGUGUAUGGGUAAUGUAGUCUCUGCUCUAUGUGGGACGAAUUAGGAAGCGUACAUUAAGGGCGCUCUGAAAAGCGGCAGCGCAGCCAAAGGAUUAAAUUAAACCUCUGAUUUUUAAACAGAUGUGCAAAUGAGCAUUCCGGUACGCUAAAAGCACGUUCUGGGCGCACGGAGAGGUGGUGGUACGCUCAACAGCUAUUUUAAGAAGUGGCGGUACUGAGUACCGGGGCGUUCAGGCCCACUUAAAGCACUGCUCAUAGCCAAUCGUCUAUACAGUUCCUCGAGUAUUAACACCAAAGAAUUGAAAUUUUAUUUUUUUUGUUUUGCUGAUGCAUUACAUUUUGAAUUUUAUUUACAAACACUGUACCAAAAAGAAGUUUUUAUUGUGGUCUAUACAAGCAUUUAAUCGGUGUAUGAAAAUUUUAAUAGAUUUUUUUGUCAUGUUUUGGUUUUUUGUGUCGUUAUAAUUUAAAAUAGUUGAAAACGCUUGAUCUGCUUUUAUUUGACAUUCUAUUGUCAUGUUUUGUACACAAAUAUGUAUGUGCCUUACAUAGUGAUUUAUACAAUAAAGUUUCAGAAAACCU
Paramisgurnus dabryanus is the source of this 4903-nucleotide messenger RNA. RefSeq names its product ATPase phospholipid transporting 8B5b (gene atp8b5b). Gene Ontology annotation, cellular component: trans-Golgi network; plasma membrane. The record is from RefSeq and is a predicted model, not a curated record. Gene Ontology annotation, biological process: Golgi organization; phospholipid translocation. NCBI's taxonomy places the organism in Eukaryota, Metazoa, Chordata, Actinopteri, Cypriniformes, Cobitidae. Gene Ontology annotation, molecular function: ATP binding; magnesium ion binding; ATP hydrolysis activity.